This is a messenger RNA of Polypterus senegalus (gray bichir), 2936 nucleotides long. Its product is annotated as M-phase specific PLK1 interacting protein. The record is from RefSeq and is a predicted model, not a curated record. The transcript is spliced from 2 exons. The coding region runs from base 164 to 793 and encodes 209 amino acids. NCBI's taxonomy places the organism in Eukaryota, Metazoa, Chordata, Cladistia, Polypteriformes, Polypteridae. Gene Ontology annotation, cellular component: midbody; centrosome; nucleus.
GUGCGCGGUAGUUUCACCACGGAGCGUUUCCUCUUCCCGUUGCGCUGCGUUGUGUUGAACAAUUUCAUGUGUAGUGCUUUCGUUGUGUUUAAGUUUUUGUUUUUAUAUUUUGCUUUAUCGAAGCUCACGUUUAGUAAGAAAUCUGACUUUUAAUUUCGAGAUAAUGUAUAGGCAGAGUUUUCGACAUCCAGCUCCCCCGAGUAAUGGUGGUAUGGUUCAAAGAGCCGGAAGAUUUCGGAGUCCACCACCGGGAGAUAUAUACGGAGGUGGUGGUGGCGGUGGCCAUGCAAGCUUGAUACACUCUCAAGCUUGGGGAUUUCCUAAUUCGACGUCUCCUACAGGAGGCCAAGGGCACUGGCCUUAUUCUGGAAAAUCUCCUAAUACUCCUCCGAAGAUUUUUCACGGCAGUAACUCCGGCGGCGGGGGCAGCAGUAUGGGAAGGUAUAGCAGCCCGUCUCCGGGUCAUACCCCGCGGAGACCGAGUCCUAGGUACACGCCUCCAUAUGGUACUUCACCGGGAGGCCAUCCAUACCAACAACAGCAGCGGCAUCAUCAUCAGCGCAGUCCCGGACAGCAGAGACACUAUCAGGGUUCACCAAGGACAUCUACACCAUUUGCUUCUGCACGCGGCAUAGAGAAAAGAGUGUCUAAUGAUGUGGAAAACUAUUACAGACCUUCAAUGCUUGAGGAUCCCUGGGCUAGCCUAGAGCCAGUUAAUGUUAAAGACAUUAACCAGCAGUUCAGCAAAGAACAAACAACCAAUACUGGUAAAAGAGGGAGGUAUUUCAGCUGAAAUAUUUCUAGACCUCCCCUUUUUUAUUGCAGCAACACAUCACUAUUUCCUUUUUUAUUAAAUUACAAGUGGAUACAGUACUUGUUACAUAAUCUCAUCAACUGAGCACCUACAUGUAUUUUAGUUUAUAUCCAUAAUGUUUUAAUUUAGUGGGAGCAUUAUUUUUAUUACUUCAGACUUUUUACAAAUAUUGAAUAACUGAACUAUUCAAAUUUAUGGGGUUUUGGAAGUGCCUCAUUCAUCUUACAUGUCAGUUGUUUCGUUAUCACCAGCAGUCCGCAACUUGAACAGUUGUUCACAGUUUACCUCUUUGUACUUAUAGGCACAUAAAAAAAUAAAACCCCAAUUUAUCCUUUUUUCUGAAGAUACAAUUCAAAUGGACUUACUUUUAUUUUACUAUAUUUUUAAAAUAACUUUUCAAUUGUGUUAAAGUGAAAAUUUGUAAAGCUUUUUCUUAAACUGUUAAAAAAAAAAAAAAAAAUUAUUGAACUGUCCGAAAAGUUUGUAUUUGUGCACACAUAUAUGUACUACAAUACUAUAUUUGAUAUAGUAUAAAAUUAUUUUAUUUUUUUUUAUUAUUUUAUUUUAUUUUUUUGUUUUGGAUGCUGUAUUUGUGACCUAUAUGCUAGAUUAAUGAUAGUUAUUGUUCUUUCUCAAGUUCAAGGAAAAAAAAAAAAAUAAACACAUUCUCAGGUAACCUCUUUUUUUUUUUUUAAAAAACAGGUAAGAGUCAGAUAAAAAAAAACAGCUCAGUUAAAAAUCUUUUUAAAUAUAUAUAUUCAGGUAUAUACACAAGUUAUGAGCCAUUAUGUAGGUUUUAUUUUUUCUGUUUCCCAUUUACUUGUAUUCAGAUAUGUGCAACAAAAUGUUGCAUUUAACCAAUGUUAAAUUUUUUUGUUUUGUUUCUUUUUUUUUUUUAACCUUUUAGUUAGAUAUGUUUUAAUGGACUUUUUUUUUUUUAAAUUUAGCCCUUUAUUUAAAAGGCAGCUAGUGUCCCUACUCUACUGUGAUUGAGAUUCAAAUUUUAAGCAUUUGUUUGUAAGGUAUUCUACUUGUUCUUUUAAGGUUUUAGUGCAAUGUGUGGACAGUCUGAAUGAGUUUUGCAUGAUCUGUUAAUUGGAUUCUUGAGAAAACACAUAGGCCAAGUGAAACUGUACCUUGUUUCUGAUUGCUUUAUAUUAAUUCUGUGUUAGCAACCAUAGGCUACAUUAAAAAGGGCCUCAUUAGUAAGCCAUAUACCACAUUUUAUGGAACAUUUGAAUUUCACCAAGGAUAUAAAUCACUGCCUGUUUUAAAAUAUAUAUAUAUUCAGUUCCCUUAAAAAUUACAUAUGAAUUUUCAUAUUCCGUCAAAGUUCAUUGCUAAAUCUACUGCCCUUGAUAAAUUAUUUCUCUGUAAAAUACAUCAGUAAUCGCAAAUCAAUCACAGUAAUGAAACUGUCAAGAAUAGUUCCAAUACAGACAUAAAAUUAACUGUCUGAUUAAAUGUUAUAAAAGCUAUAAGGCAUUCACAGAUGGAGUAACUGAUUUGUUUAUAUCUAGUCCAAGAUAAAAUGAUACAAAUUAAAUAAUUCAAGUAAAUGUCAAGCUGACAAAGUCGGAGGUGAAGAAAAAUUUCAUUUCAUUUAAAAAUUGUUAAUUAUAAUAAAAAGCCUUUGCAAAUAUUUGACUUUUAUACUCAAUGCUUGUGACUUCACAGCACAGGUAAAAUAAUUAAAAGUAGAAUAGUUGUAUUUUUUCAGAAUGCAUGUCAAAAAUAAAUCCUUUUAAAAAUGAAUUGUGUUGUAACUUUAUUGACAAUUGCUGGUGAACUUCGGCAGUGAAUCAAAGAUAAGUGAUUGAUUACAGUAACAUUUUUAAAAGUAACGUUUGUAGGAUUACUGGGUCGUAGAUUGUAAUAUACUAUUGGCCAUUUUUGCCAGGACAUUUUUUUUGCAAUGUGUGUGUGGUUUAUUAACUUUUUUUUUUUUUUAGCUAAGAAAGUCAAAUAAUGGUGAAAUGUAUCCAUAAUUAUGUGGUGUUUACUUGGUUUCUCAUAAAAUUUAACUUGCAUUUCACAAUGUUAACUUUUGCCAUAUUGAAAGCAGAUUUCUGUUCUGAGACAAGCAUCAAUUGUAAUUAAUAAAAAAACACACUUCAGAUUA